This is a messenger RNA of Amaranthus tricolor (Joseph's coat), 1179 nucleotides long. Its product is annotated as GDSL esterase/lipase 7-like. The transcript has 5 exons. The coding region runs from base 1 to 1179 and encodes 392 amino acids. The record is from RefSeq and is a predicted model, not a curated record. Lineage: Eukaryota; Viridiplantae; Streptophyta; Magnoliopsida; Caryophyllales; Amaranthaceae. Gene Ontology annotation, molecular function: hydrolase activity, acting on ester bonds.
AUGUUCUAUCAUAACAUCAUGCCCUUCCUCUUCAUCAUAACUCAUUUAGUUUCAUCCCAAUCAGCUCCUCUUGCUCCUGCUCUCUAUGUUUUUGGAGAUUCAUUACUGGAUAAUGGCAAUAACAACAUGUUGCCUACACUAGCUAAGGCUAAUUAUCACCCUUAUAGUAUCAAAUUUUCUGCCCAUGUUCCCUUAGGAAGAUUCAAGGAUGGCAGAACUAUUGCAGAUUUCAUAGCUGAAUUUUUGGGGUUACCAUACCCACCACCAUAUGUACAUCUAUUCGGUUCAAAUUGGAUUAUUCAAUCGGAUACAACAUUAAGCUCCAAUCUAUUUAGAGCGAGUUUAAUCACAGGCUACAAUUAUGCAUCGGCGGCAUGUGGCAUUCUACCGGAGACUGGAUCAUUGUAUGUAAGGAACACUCCACGAGAUUAUAUUAUUCUAGGGAAAUGUAUUUCAAUGGAUGAACAAAUAGAGAUGUUUGAAGGCACAAUAAAGUCCCAAUUGGCACCAAUAUAUAAUGAUCAUGGUCAACUUUACCAAUACUUGUCUAAAUCUAUAUUUCUUAUAAUAACGGGGAAUAAUGAUUAUAUUCAAAACUAUCUUAAUCCUCUUAUUCUUCCAAGCAAACAAUAUGAUCCCGAUCAAUUCGCUCAACUAUUGGUGGACACAUUUUCUCUACAAAUCAAGAGGUUAUAUGAAUUAGGAGCUAGAAAGAUAAUAUUGUCAGAUAUCGGCCCACUUGGUUGUACUCCUUUCUUUACAAGAAGUCUAAGGCGUAUGCUUAACAACAGCGAAAUAUGUGAAUGUGAUGAAAAUGUAAAUUUAAUCGUAUCUAAGUUUAACGACCGCCUUGCUACAAUGCUUCAGAAUUUGACCGCUUCGCUCAUUGACUCACACUUCAUCCUUCAGCGCUCUUAUCACCGCAGCUAUGAUUUGAUUAAGCAUCCGGCUAAGUAUGCAUACGCUAUCUCGGCUAGCCGCCACCUCGGCGAACUGCCGGUAGGGGUGGCAACUGACAUAAAGGUUGGUCCUUAUCAUAGUAAUGGCACUACAAAGGCCCCCAUGAAUGGUUGCGUGGGUGUUACUUCCGUGAAGUUCAACGCUUGUGAGGACAUGGGUCCCCCUCAUAAAAGCAAGGCCGAAUUUCCUGUGAGCAUUCCUGGCGAGAAGCGCAAUUAA